AUGAACUCAACUGAUUUCAGUGAAGAUGUAGAUGAAGUUUUAAAAAAUAACAUUGUGAAGGUGGAAACAGAGGCUGAAGAUGCAGCAUUGGACUGCUCAUUGAAUUCCAGGAUUUCUGAGAAAAACCCUCUGGACAGUGUCUUCAUUGCCCUCCAUGACUCCAGCAAGAGAAGGCAACUGGGCAGUGAUGGUCAUCCAGACGCGGUGCCCAGCGUGAAGAGGAGGCGGCUGAUACCUGAGGCUCUCCUGGCGGGCAUGCAGACCCGGGAGAGCAGCUCGCCCUGCCAGAGCAACGGAGAGCAAGCUGCUAGGAGCAGGAGCAGCGCCCCUGCGUGGCCCGGCGAGGAGGAGCCCUGCAGCGAUGCCACCGCCCCUUCCUACAAGAAGCCCCUGUACAGCAUCUCUCACAAGAUCAUGGAGAAGAAGAACCCCCCCACGGCGGACCUGCUCAGCACCUACGAGCUCUUGGAGAAGGCCAACUCCAGCAGCAGCCCCUCCCCGCUGCGGCUGCCCAGCGAGGCCCCCAAGCGGGACGGUGGCGGCUCCGGGGCGGCCGCGGAUGGCGAGCCCAACAUCUACUUCCUCAUCCAGAAGAUGUUCUACAUGCUCAACACGCUCACGUCCAACAUGUCCCAGCUGCACAGCAAGGUGGACCUGCUCUCCCUGGAGGUGAGCCGCAUCAAGAAGCAGGUGAGCCCCACCGAGCUGGUGGCGAAAUUCCAGCCACCCCCGGAGUACCAGCUCACCGCCGCCGAGCUCAAGCAGAUCGUGGACCAGAGCCUGUCGGGGGGCGACCUGGCCUGCCGCCUGCUGGUGCAGCUCUUCCCGGAGCUCUUCAGCGACGUGGACUUCUCCCGGGGCUGCAGCGCCUGCGGCUUUGCCACCAAGCGGAAGCUGGAGUCGCUGCACCUGCAGCUGAUCCGCAACUACGUGGAAGUGUACUACCCGUCGGUGAAGGACACGGCCGUGUGGCAGGCCGAGUGCCUGCCGCAGCUCAACGACUUCUUCAGCCGCUUCUGGGCCCAGCGGGAGAUGGAGGACAGCAAGCCCAGCGGCCAGGUCCCCAACUUCUUUGAAGUGGAACAGGUGGACGGCGGCCACUUCCUGGACAACAAGGACCAGGAGGAGGCCCUGUCUCUGGACCGCAGCAGCACCAUCGCCUCCGACCACGUGGUGGACACGCAGGACCUCACGGAAUUCCUGGACGAAGUGUCCUCCCCGGGGGAGUUUGCCGUGUUCCUCCUGCACCGGCUCUUCCCGGAGCUCUUUGACCACCGCAAGCUGGGCGAGCAGUACAGCUGCUACGGGGAGGGCGGCAAGCAGGAGCUGGACCCGCAGCGGCUGCAGAUCAUCCGCAACUACACGGAGAUCUACUUCCCCGACAUGCAGGAAGAGGAGGCCUGGCGGCAGCAGUGCGCCCAGCGCCUCAACGACGAGCUGGAGGGGCUGGGGCUGGAGGCGGGCAGCGACGGCGACGCCGCCAGAGACGACUGCUACGACUCCUUCGGCCUGCCCGACAUCUCCGUGGUCAAGGUGGAGGACAGCUUCGAGGGCGAGCGACCCGGACGGCGCUCCAAGAAGAUCUGGCUGGUGCCCAUCGACUUCGACAAGCUGGACAUCCCGCAGCCGGACUUCGAGGUGCCGGGCGCCGACUGCCUGCUGAGCAAGGAGCAGCUGCGCAGCAUCUACGAGAGCAGCCUGUCCAUCGGCAACUUCGCCUCCCGCCUCCUGGUGCACCUGUUCCCCGAGCUCUUCACCCACGAGAACCUGCGCAAGCAGUACAACUGCAGCGGCUCCCUGGGCAAGAAGCAGCUGGACCCCACCCGCAUCAAGCUGAUCCGCCACUACGUGCAGCUGCUCUACCCGCGGGCCAAGAACGACCGCGUGUGGACGCUGGAGUUCGUGGGCAAGCUGGACGAGCGCUGCCGCCGGCGCGACACGGAGCAGCGGCGCUCCUACCAGCAGCAGCGCAAGGUGCACGUGCCGGGCCCCGAGGGCGCCGACCUGGCCGGAUAUCCGGUCAAGCCCGAGAAGUUCCGGGAGGAGUUCGAGGGGCCCCCGCUGCCCCCGGAAAGGAGCAGCAAAGACUUCUGUAAGAUCCCCCUGGAGGAGCUGGUGGUGCCCUCGCCCGACUUCCCCGUGCCUUCCCCCUACCUGCUGUCCGACAAGGAGGUGCGCGAGAUCGUGCAGCAGAGCCUGUCCGUGGGCAACUUCGCCGCCCGCCUCCUGGUCAGGCUCUUCCCCGAACUCUUCACCGCCGAGAACCUGCGGCUGCAGUACAACCAUUCCGGAGCCUGCAACAAGAAGCAGCUGGACCCCACGCGGCUGCGCCUCAUCCGCCACUACGUGGAGGCCGUCUACCCCGUGGAGAAGAUGGAGGAGGUGUGGCAUUACGAAUGUAUCCCCAGCAUCGACGAGCGGUGUCGCCGCCCCAACCGGAAAAAGUGCGACAUCCUCAAGAAGGCCAAGAAAGUCGAGAAGUGACCGGCCCCGGGGAGGGGCUGCCCAGAGACGUGGGGCCCUGGAGGCUGAGCCUGGGCGCCCUGGGGACUGGAGUGUCACUUUGGAGCACACGCAUGGCAUCCACGGGCAGGCACCUUAUGUCAGUGGGGAGUGGCUUCCUCCAUUUGCACACCUAAACACCCACCCAACCACAAGAAAGAAGCCUUGAGUUUGGUCUCUUGUAUUCUUUGUGCUGUGUUCCCUGGGUGGCGCAGGCCGGGUUGGAGGGGGGGAUGUCAAG
Messenger RNA from Dipodomys ordii (Ord's kangaroo rat), 2743 nucleotides. RefSeq names its product BEN domain containing 3 (gene Bend3). Lineage: Eukaryota; Metazoa; Chordata; Mammalia; Rodentia; Heteromyidae. The record is from RefSeq and is a predicted model, not a curated record. Bases 1 to 2484 code for a protein of 827 amino acids. The transcript is spliced from 3 exons. Gene Ontology annotation, cellular component: heterochromatin. Gene Ontology annotation, biological process: rDNA heterochromatin formation. Gene Ontology annotation, molecular function: DNA binding.